Molecule: messenger RNA, 2195 nt
Organism: Malania oleifera
Lineage: Eukaryota; Viridiplantae; Streptophyta; Magnoliopsida; Santalales; Ximeniaceae
Product: polyadenylate-binding protein 6-like
Exons: 8
Coding region: 126-2009 (627 amino acids)
Cellular component (GO): ribonucleoprotein complex; nucleus; cytosol
Molecular function (GO): mRNA 3'-UTR binding; poly(A) binding; poly(U) RNA binding
Source: RefSeq, a predicted model, not a curated record
GCAUCAGCAUCAUCUUUCUCUUAAACCCUCAUUUGCAUCAUCAUUAUCAUCAUCAUCGUCAUCCCUCUCCCUCUCCCUCUCUCUCUCUCUCUCUCUCUCUCUAAGUUUGUGAAUUUGAAGGAAAAAUGCCGGCACUAGUGGCGCAGCCACCGCCCCCGCCACCUGCAGCGACGCUGCAGCCGUCUCAUCCUCCGCAGAAUUGCUCGCUGUACGUGGGAGAUCUGGACCCAGAAGUGACGGAGGUGGACCUUGAGAAAGCAUUUAGCGAAGUGGGUUUGGCACCAUCUGUUAGCCUCUGCAAGGACCUCGUGUCGAGGAAAUCUCUGUGUUACGCUUACCUCAACUUCGGCUCUCACUCCGAUGCUGCCAAAGCUCUAGCUUGUCUAAACCACACUAAACUGAAAGGGAAACCUAUGAGGAUGAUGUGGUCUCAGAGAGAUCCUCUUUCAAGGAAAACUGGUAUUGGAAAUCUCUUCAUCAAGAACCUAGAUCCAUCGGUCACAAGUGCCUGCUUACAGGGCAUUUUCUGCAACUUUGGCACUAUACUUUCUUGCAAAGUAGCUGAGGAAAAUGGGAAGAGUAAGGGUUUUGGCUUUGUUCAGUUUGAUUCGGAGCAGUCUGCCACGGCUGCUCUCAAUGCUCUCCAUGAUUCAAUGCUUGAAGGGAAGAAGUUACAUGUGUCUAAAUUUGUCAAGAAGAGUGAGAGGAAAGCAGCCAUUGAAGAGAAAACAUUUACAAAUCUGUAUGUGAAGCAUCUGUGUGAAGAUUGGACUGAAGAUAUUCUUCGAGACAAGUUUUCAGAAUUUGGGAAGGUUUGCAGUGUUGCCAUCAUGAAGGAUGGCGCUGGGAAAUCGAGAGGUUUUGGGUUCAUCAACUUUGAGUUGCCAGAAGAAGCAAAGAAGGCUGUGGAGGCCUUGAAUGGUGUACCUUUAGGAUCAAAGAAUUUGUUUGUAGGAAGAGCUCAGAAGAAAGCUGAGAGGGAAGAGCUCUUGAAACGUGAGCGCGAGCUGAUGCUCAAGUGUCACACUGAGAAAUCAAAAGCUUCAAAUCUUUAUGUGAAGAAUAUCGACGUUUCUGUCGAUGACAACAAAUUACGGGAACACUUCAGUGGCUGUGGACAAGUACUUUCGGCAAAAGUGAUGUGCAGUGAUAAUGGAAUGAGUAAAGGAUUUGGUUUUGUGAGCUUCUCCUCUCCAGAAGAAGCAAAGAGGGCUUUGGAUACACUCCAUGGAACUAGUUUCCAGGGAAGAUCUCUGUAUGUGGCUAUAGCGCAGCGUAGGGAAGAUCGUCGUAGGAUGCUGCAGAGUCACUAUGCUCAAAACAACUCUGUACCAUCUCUCUUUCCUUCCAGCCAGGAUUACCUUUCCCUUCGAUCUCGUUCACCUGGUUGUAUUUUACCUCCUUGCCCUCCAAGCCUUCUCUCACACAUGAAUUCAUACCAGCCAAUCAUGUACCAGCCCUUUUGCAGGAAUAUGGGGGGACUAUACCCUUCCGCAACACAGAGUUGCCAGCCACAUUAUCCUACAUAUAUUCCAAUGAGACAAACUCAGCAAGGGAAUCCCAGGGAAUGGGUUUAUCAUCCUCAUUCCAUGGCAUACACCAACUCUAGUGCUCCUAUCCAAGAUUUCAACCGUGGGAAUCCUGGGGGGCAGAAGUUUGGCUCCAGGAAGCAAGGGAAAAUCAGAGGUGGCCCUGCAGAAGCCUCAUCUAAAGGACCUGCAGCAACUGCAAGAAGUACCACUGCAGCAUCUUCCCCUGGUAGCUGCAAGAACAUUGGGGAACUUCUCCACCCUCUCGUUGAGAACCUUCAGCCCAACUGUGCAGCUAAGAUAACAGGAAUGCUGUUGGAAAUGAACAACUCCGAUGUAAUCAAGCUGCUUAAGUCACCAAAAACGUUGGCUGCACAUGUUGAAAAGGCUGUUCAGGUGCUGAAGGAGACAAAUUCAUCAACCGGUGCCGAUGCUGCUACUGGUCUGCCAGUCAAGUCUGCCCGCUGCUUGAACUACUGAGCACUUCUUGACAAUGUUCGAAUAUUGCUUUAAGCCUCUUGAUGUUUUUGAAACUACUGAUAUGUGAAAUAGACCAUACACUGUAAAUACCUUCUAACUAGGUGAUUGCACUAUUUCUUUUGCAUGACUGCGUCUUGCUUUACAUGGAACAAUUUAAUACGACUUCUACUAAUGAUGUUGCUCUCC